GCCGUUUCCGGAGCGCAGCAGUCAACCGUCCGUGCACGGGCCGAGCCAGGGAGAGGCGGCACGGGCCUCGCUGCGGAGUCUGGCCUGGCUGGGCGGGCUUGGCAGGAAAUGACCUAGAGGCCUUACAAAUACACUUCUGCAUUCUUCAGACUCUACAAUCAAGAGAAGUUCACUCUGAAAGCACCACUUAACUAAUGUUAAAAGGAAAACUACCUCAACAUACAGAAAGAAAGGCGGAGAAGGCUUGCAAUAAAAAAAACACAUAUAUACUUUCUGAAUAAUGUGUACUUGCAAAGUCUCCAAGAAACAAACUUGCAUUUUUUUCAGUAUUAAGAUGAGAAAGUCAAACCAAUUUGACUGACGGGCUCUGUCAAACCAUUAAGCUAUUUGAUCUGCUGAUGUGAAGGCUCAGUGGUUCUUUAAGGAAAGACUUGCUCUGCAUUAAGAAUCACUGUUGAACAGUGAUUUUUGCUCUUCCUCCCCUGAUCCUAGCUGAAGACAUUUAUUACUAUGAAAUUACUUUUUAAAAGAUUGUUAAAGUUUCUUCAGUGUGAAGUAAUGUUACCAUCAGGUGUCAAAAAUGCAUUGGCAGGAAAACUGGAGCAGAUAGCUUUUUGCCCCCUGCUUUGAAAUUGUAUCCUGAGCAUAUAGUAGAAUGCUAAGCAGGAAACACAUGGUAUUUUUUAAGCUAACCCAGCUUGCUUUUACAAUAUAAUUUGUGACUGCAGCAGUGCUGCGUUUGAACACUGAAUAGUACAAAGCCAGCGGAUCUGCUGCCUUUCUCACUGCUGAUACAAAUUACCUACCUUUUUUUUGUUUUUGAAAUGUCUCUUACAAAAAUUAUGUGCAUACUCUUCUACUACUGCUAUACAUAGGUAUCUUCCUGGGGGGGAGGGGGCAAGAUUUGAGAGUAGAUUGUUAAUUCAAGGAAUCUUUGGAUAAGUACUCCCUUAUGUAUUGCUGCAGUGCACAGGAAAGUAAAAUGGACUAUAAGAGGCGCUUUUUGCUUGGCGGGUCCAAGCAAAAAGUGCAGCAACACCAGCAGUAUCAAAUGCCAGAGCUAGGCAGGACCCUGAGCACGCCUUUAGCAUCUCCAGCCACGACAUCCCCUCUGGUUUCCCCGGCUGCUGCUGGCAGCUGCAACCAUGCUACUCCAAUUGCAGACAUCCAGCAGGGAAUCUCCAAAUAUCUGGAUGCACUCAAUGUCUUUUGCCGUGCGAGCGCUUUCCUUACAGACCUUUUCAGCAGCGUAUUUCGGAACUCGCACUAUUCUAAGGCAGCUAUGCAACUGAAAGACGUGCAGGAACAUGUCAUGGAAGCAGCGAGUCGACUCACGGCAGCAAUAAAACCAGAAAUAGCAAAAAUGCUUAUGGAACUGAGUGCUGGAGCAGCAAACUUUAAAGAUCAGAAGGAGUUCAGCCUGCAAGACAUUGAGGUGCUUGGACGAUGUUUCUUGACAGUGAUGCAGGUACACUUUCAGUUUCUAUCCCAAGCUCUGCAGAAGGUCCAGCCUGUGGCUCAUUCAUGUUUUGCUGAAGUGGUGGCUCAGGAAAGAAAGAAUUCUAGCAUGGCUGAGACAUCCAGUGCAAACCCCACAACUGAACUAGAAGAAGCUGUGCGAUCUUGGAGAGGCGCAGCAGAGGCCACAUCACGGCUGAGAGAGAGAGGUUGUGAUGGCUGUCUAGCCGGAAUUGAAGUCCAACAGCUCUUCUGUUCCCAAAGUGUGGCAAUUCCUGAGCACCAGCUGAAAGAACUGAACUUGAAAAUAGACAGUGCUUUGCAGGCAUAUAAAAUCGCAUUGGAGAGUUUGGGUCACUGUGAAUAUGCAAUGAAGGCUGGCUUCCAUUUGAACCCAAAAGCUAUUGAAGCAAGUUUGCAGGGCUGCUGCAGUGAUGCCGAAGCCCAACAAGCUGGUCGGAGACAGACUCCUCCUCAGCCAAUCCAGUGUGAACUCCCAACAGUUCCCAUUCAGAUCGGUGCACACUUCCUGAAAGGAAUAUCCUUUAAUGAAUCUGCAGCAGACAACCUGAAAUUGAAAACGCACACUAUGAUACAGCUGAUCAAAGAAACUGGCUGCCAUAAUGGAGUGACCCCAAGGGAUGACUCUCCUGUGACUGAAAUACUGAACCAGGUUUGUCCUUCCACAUGGCGAGGAGCGUGUAAAACUGCAGUACAGUUGCUCUUUGGCCAAGCUGGGCUGGUGGUUGUGGACACAGCACAGAUUGAAAACAAAGAGGCCUAUGCACCACAGAUCAGUUUAGAAGGUUCCAAAAUCGUGGUUCAAGUACCAUCAACUUGGUGCCUAAAAGAAGAUCCUGCAACAAUGUCUCUGCUACAGAGAAGCCUGGAUCCGGAGAAGACUUUGGGGCUGGUAGACGUUCUCUAUACCGCAGUGUUUGACCUAAGUCGGUGGAAGGAAGGAAGGGAGCAAGCUUUGCCCUGCAUUCAGAUCCAGCUCCAGCGUGAGAUCUGUGACUUUGGGAGCCACAUUGACUUGCCACCUGGAAAUGGAAGCAAAUCAACAGGUGGCUUGCAAAAGACUUUCUCCAAGCUGACGUCACGGUUUACAAAGAAAACCUCUUGUGCAAGUUCAAGCAACAGUGGGAGCUACUCCAUUCCUAGUACUCCUUCCAAAAACCUUUUUAUAGCGAACAACUCGGAGGACAAAGCAAAAAUGCCCAACAACACGGACACACGGCUGCAAAGCAUUCUGAACAUCGGUAACUUCCCCAGGGCAGUAGAGUCAGCGCAGCCAGGGCAGAGCCCAAGCAAGCAGGCUGUCAAUGGGUUCCUUCUUGACAGACGGGACAUCGGCAAAGCUGACAGUGGCAAGGACGCCAAAGGCAUGAAUUUACCAACUGACCAGGAAAUGCAGGAGGUCAUAGAUUUCCUCUCCGGUUUCAAUAUGGGCAAAUCUCAGCAGACCUCCCCACUGGUAAAAAGAAGAAACUCCGUUGCAUCAUCUUCGGCCGUAGCAGAGCAGAAGCCCGCAGCCAUGCAGCAGCAGUCUUCAUCUCACACACCUUUGCACCAUCUUCAGCCAGGGCUGUCGCAACAGCCACAAAAGCAGCAGCAACAAAUGCAAUUUUAUCAGCAUCUGCUUCAACCCAUUGGGCCCCAGCAGCCGCAGCAGCAGCAGCCGCCACCGCGUCCCCCUGGCAAGUGGCCAACUGGUUCCAGCCAGCAGCCAGCCCAGACUGUCAGUCCGGGAUUAUCUCACAUGCCUCAGUGGAGCAGUCAUGCCUUUUCUGAUCUAAGCUCCGAUUUGUAUAGUUUGGGCCUGGUGAACAGUUACAUGGACAACAUGAUGUCAGAGAUGUUGGGACAGAAGCCGCCAGGACCUCGAAACAACACGUGGCCGAAUCGUGACCAAAACGAUGGAAUCUUCGGGAUGCUGGGAGAGUUCCUGCCUUUCGACCCCGCGGUUGGAUCUGAUCCAGAGUUUGCCCGCUAUGUGGCUGGGGUCAGCCAGGCCAUGCAACAGAAAAGGCAAGCACAGCACUUCCGUCGCCCCAGCAAUGCACGUAGCAACUGGCCUCAUCCUGAUGACCCGCACAGAACCUGGCCCUUCCCUGAGUACUUUACAGAAGGUGAGAUGACCAGCAGCUGGUCGGGUACUCAGGGCGAUUCUGCCAGCUCCAGCGAUGAGACCUCCUCUGCCAAUGGAGACAGUUUGUUUUCCAUGUUCUCAGGGCCAGACAUCAUUGCUGCAGUCAAGCAAAGAAGAAAACACAGCAGUGGCGAGCAAGAUCCCACCACGCUUCCAUCCCCACCACUCCUUUCUACAGUGGAUGAUCAUAAUCAGGACAAUAAAACCAAAACCUGGCCUCCUAAAGCCCCUUGGCAGCACGCACUGCCGAGUCAAAGCAUGUCUUUGUACCAGAUGAGUAACCCUGCCAGCCAGUGGGAUGACACCAUGCAGAUUCUGCAGUCACCGGUUUGGUCAACAGCCAACGAUUGCACUCCAUCGACAGGGAUUUCCUCCACUUUUGCCUAUGCGCAGCAGCAGCAGCAAUCACCGCAGCAGCCGCCGCCGCCGCCGUCUCAGCACAAACCGAUGAAUAAGGGCUUUAAACCUUUCCCAGUCAAGCACGAACGUAGACCAUCCUAUAUGCAUCAGUACUGACUGUUUUGUUUUCCAGGCAAGACACAGCAGCGGAGGACCAAAGUCUUCAACGUGAUGAACAUUUGUUUGUUUUACAGUUGUGCGGUGGUGGCUGUCUUCUGGUUGUUCUGUGGAGUGACAGCUUCUAGUGGUGAUCUCUCUCUCUCUCUCUCUCUCUCUCUCUCUCUCAGUGCUGAGCAUAUGGUGCCAAGGUAUUAGGUGUACACACAACAGCCCUAAACUGUGAUGCUUUCAAAGCGUGUGGACUUAACUUUUACCCUGCUAAAAGAAAACCUGCUACAAUAUUACCACAGAAAACACUGUAUUUUAUAGCUAUUUUUUCAUAUAGAUUUAUAGUUACCAUUUCUUGCUAAAAUGAAUUCUGAGUACUUUAAAGCAAAUCUUGCAGUCAGUUUUGCUCAACACUCAUCUUUAGAUUUUUAACUGACAAAAGAUUAAAAGGAAGGCUUCGUGCAGGUUACUUAGGCUGCUGAAGCUUUUUAAAAAACUGCAUUGGUUGUUAAUGUGCCACAUGAGCUCUUUGUGACAGCAGUGGUUCAAAGGCAACUGUAAAACUGAUCUUUCCAGUUACUUUAUUCAUGCAAAAAACAAAACAGCUGGAACUGUUCCAGUUAGGUUGCAUGUGACCUGACCUGGCCAAUCAGUGGGCCCAAUCCACCUGUAACCUAUGUUUGAGCCCCACAAAGGUGUUCUUGGUGGAUUGUAUUCAUCUGUGGGUUCUCACCGUGUUUGAAAUACACAAUUUGAUACUUUUACAUUUGGCCAAAGGCAUUAUCCAUACAGUGCUCCUUAAAUGUAUGAAAGAAUAGUUAAGACUACUUGGAAAUAUUUAAAGUCUUAUUUCAGUGCUAGACUUAGUGUGUAAACAUGAGCUGGCUCAGAAGAGAGAGAACUUAAUAACACUAUUUUUUGUAGUGCUAAGAAUUAAAGUUAACUACUUUCAGUCAAUAUGUGCCAUUAAAUAAGUGAACCUGUGGAAUUAGGAACGACCUUCCAACCAAAGUGGAUCUGGGGGAGUGACUGGUGCUUAAAUUGAAAAAGGUAAAUAUGUAUAGUUAUCCCAUUGUAUAUUAAUUGAGACAAGAGAAGUCUUUAUAAAAAACCUAUUUAAAUUUUCAUAUUUCAUCUUUGGAAGAGUAAUUAUAAACCACAAUAUUUUCUGGUAUAAAGGUUUUUGACAGUAUUAAUAUUAUUUUUAUAUUUUCUUAAGUCAUAUCAUUCUAAUACAUUGACAAGUAAAAUGGGUUAUUAGUUAUAAAUGCAUAUAGUUUUUGAUGAAGAAAAAGCACAUUUAUGUUCCCAUUUUCUACAAACUAAGUACAUGUGUAUAUUACAGAUACCAAAUUAUAUAUAAAUGGAAAAUACACAACACUAACCGUUUGGGUGGGGAGGGUCAAAGCCCCCCUCUCCUUCUGCUUGUGUAGCGGUGGGCCACCUUGGCAGGCCUCGAAUGUUACUAUUUGUGCUGGUUGAAGAUGCCAAUGUUGCCUGUAUUUAUGAUAUUGUCACUAUGUUCCCUCCAACCCCCCCCCCUUACCAUGUUUACAGUUGUUUGCUGUGCAUAACUUUGCAGUCAUGUGCUUUGCACAGUCUGUGUGGCUUCCGUCUGUAAAUUGUUAAUGUUCUGUACCUUCUGCUAAAACAUUGGUGAAUUUAACAAGUGGUUUUGAGUUUCCUCAAGUAUGGCAUUGAAAACUUAUAUUGGACCCUGAAGGCUACUGCAGUUGUUUACCACCAAUCAGAGUACAAAUACUUGGUUUUUUGUUUUGUUUUUUGAAGUUCCCUAAAAAGCAUUUGGACUGCUUUUGCAAUUUAGUGGUAAAUGCAAGCACUGGCAGUUUCUAAAAUUAGAGUGAAAAGUGGAAAUACAGGUUAAUCUGUUUGUCUCAUAGGUGCUACAUCAUCCUCUGCUUCCAACUAUGCUGAACGCUGGUAAUUGUUCCACGUUCGUGUGCACUUGGCACCCCAAAAAUUGCCAUAUGUUUCACACUGCCAAGUGCGGAAGGGUUUGGUGCUCAGUCAACUUGCCCUUGUUGCAGCACUCCUGUGAAUAGCUCGUGCUUCGGAACUGGAAUUGUAUAUUUUGUAUUUUAAUUAUAAAGCGCCUGUAAGUAAAAACAAAAAACCUAUUUGCUUUAAUAAAGAUAUACCUUUAAUAAUA
Eublepharis macularius is the source of this 6287-nucleotide messenger RNA. It is a transcript of the gene GARRE1, whose product is annotated as granule associated Rac and RHOG effector 1. The record is from RefSeq and is a predicted model, not a curated record. The transcript is spliced from 14 exons. Lineage: Eukaryota; Metazoa; Chordata; Lepidosauria; Squamata; Eublepharidae. Gene Ontology annotation, molecular function: CCR4-NOT complex binding. Bases 953 to 4126 code for a protein of 1057 amino acids. Gene Ontology annotation, biological process: Rac protein signal transduction.